Molecule: messenger RNA, 2000 nt
Organism: Eucalyptus grandis
Lineage: Eukaryota; Viridiplantae; Streptophyta; Magnoliopsida; Myrtales; Myrtaceae
Product: F-box/LRR-repeat protein 12
Exons: 3
Coding region: 516-1688 (390 amino acids)
Biological process (GO): SCF-dependent proteasomal ubiquitin-dependent protein catabolic process
Cellular component (GO): SCF ubiquitin ligase complex
Molecular function (GO): protein binding
Source: RefSeq, a predicted model, not a curated record
ACGGACAGAGACAAAAAAACCUUCGGAAAACGUAAAAACGAGGAGGAGGUGGAAACAUCUCUCUCUCUCUCUCUCUCUCUUCCCCUUCUUCUCAUUUGCUUAUCAUCACCGUUUGGCUCCUCCCGGGUCAUCUGUCGAAUCAUCAGAGCGGAAACGAAGGCGCGUCCUUUCGACCAUACCCAUCCCAUCUGCGGGUCUUGUGUCGUUCCCUGAACCUGGCAUCUACCAGUAGAAUAACUUCUGAGGUCGACGAAGCUUGGAUGUGCUCCCCUCUUUCCACCCUGUGCUUAUCUUGAAUGAGGAUGACGGGAAGGUCUUGUAUACCUUUCUCGUCGCUUGGGUGUUGGGAGUGGCUGGAGACAAAAUGCUUUCUGCUGUAAUUGUGGGGUUCAUAUCAGAUAUUGCUAUGGAGACUGCCUGCCUCUUUGUGGUCUCCCAACUCGUCUACAUCUUCUUAUAAAAGGUUAACUGUGAAUAUCUGAGCUCUUUAUCCGUCAGGAGAUUGUCGAAUCAACAUGGAAGAUCUUUCUGGCAAUCGUCCUGCCUCCAUCAUGCAACUGCCUGAUGAUUGCCUCAUCUUUAUUUUUCAAAGGCUAAAGAGUAGCAAUGAUCGUGCAUCAUUCGGCUUAACGUGUCGUCGCUUGCUUCAUGUUCAGAAUAUCUCCCGUCGAUCAUUACAAUUUGACUGUUCAUUCACCCUCUUGAAGCUUUCUCCAUCGUACCCCAAUCUUAAUGUCAACUCUUUCCAUCUUAACAGACUACUUGCACGUUUUCAGCAUCUACAGUCUCUGUCUCUUUCAGGCUGCACAGAAUUACCUGAUUCAGGCUUGACCCCAUUGCGAUCCUAUGGUUCAAGUAUUCAAAGUCUUUAUCUUGACGGCUGUUUGAAAAUUACAGACCAUGGAGUGUCUGCAAUUGCUGCUGGCUGUCGAUCUUUAAAUGUAAUCAGUCUUUACCGCUGCAAUAUUACUGAUGUUGGCUUAGAAACUUUGGCUAGUGGUUGCUCAGAUCUACAGAAUGUGAAUCUCACAUACUGUUCAUGUAUUAGCGACCGUGGUUUAAGAGCUCUAUCAGAAGGAUGCCGCAAUCUCAGGGCCAUCAAGAUUUCCCAUUGUAGUGGGGACGUAACUGGCGUUGGAAUUAGAGGUUGCUCGCCAACACUGAUACAUGUAGAUGCUGAGUCCUGUAAUCUUGAUGCCGAGGGAAUAAGAGGAAUCAUGAGCGGUGGUGGGCUUGAAUAUCUAAACAUUGGCAGCGUUGGCUGUGGGCACGGUCCUGAUUGCUUUGUCACAAUCGGCUCAGGGUUUGCUCAAAGGUUGAAAGUUCUUAACCUCCGAUUGUGCAGAUCUAUUGGCAAUGAAUCUGCUGCUGCAAUCGCGAGGGGUUGUCCGUUACUACAGGAAUGGAACUUGGCAUCGUGCCAUGGGGUCAAGACGCCGGGGUGGCAAGCUGUUGGGUUGCACUGUAAUAACCUCGAGAAGCUUCACGUGAACCGAUGUCAGAAUCUAUGUGACCUGGGCCUUGAGGCACUGAGAAGGGGGUGCAAGAAGCUUGCUGUUCUUUAUAUCGGCAGGGGUGCUCGCGUCUCAGGUCUUGCAAUAGAACUGUUCAAAAUGCAAAGAAACAGUGUUGAGAUGAAGGACGAAGAGGUAACGUGCCUAGCACCUGAGCGGGCGGCUUCAUGGUAGUACAUACAUGAUUUGUUCUCUGGUGACUUUCGACAUUAAGAUGCAUCGAAUCAGAACAUGGGGGAGGGGUUGAUUUAAUGGAUCCUCUUGGUUUGGUGCUUGUUUUCUAUGGUAAUUGAGAUCGUUCCUGUACGUUCAAAUUUUGGUGCACUGAGAAGCUUCCUUUCGACCAAACUUUGGAGGCGGUGAUUCAUGCUUAGUGAAAUUGUAUAAAAGUGUGUUGUGCACAAACGUAUAUGGAAAAAUAACACAAAUGAUCUCUCAAUGUUGAUCAAAUUUGCAAUGUUAUCCCUGAAUUUUUAGUUUGCUAAA